AUGUCUCCCAGCCCUCAAAGCCCUUCAAAUGCAAGCCAAUGUGUUGCACCUUCAUCCGUUGACAGCGAUGGCCUUAAGAAAUUUCUUAAACUAGUUAAUAUGCUGGCUUCAAGUCCCGAAUCCCAAACCGUGUCCACCAUGCUUGAAGAAAUAGGCCAUCAGCGUGAACAAGUCCACGCUAGAGACGAAGAGCUGAAGAAAGCCCAAGAUCAAGUGCUCGAGCUGAAGGAGAGAAAGCGAGUCGCUAUCGAGGAAAUGUUUGCAGCUAACGAGAGCGAAAAGGCAAAGCAAAAAGACGCCCUUGACCGGGUCGAGUCACUUUGUGCAUCAGUUAACCAGAAAGACAAACAUCUUACCGACUACUCCAAAGAAGUACAAGGCCUCCGCCAGCAGAUCGACAGCAUCAAGUCAUCAUACUCAUUGGAGCUCAGCAAAGUUUCUCAGUCAGCGAAGGACAUCAGCACACUCCAACAGAAUUUAAAAGAGAAAGACAAGACGAUUGACAAGAUGAAGACUGCUGGAUCAAGUCUCAAAUCAAUGUUUUCAUCAGCGCAGAAGAAGAUAGAAGAGCUGGAAGCUGAAAAAGCCUCAUUGGAUCAAGCACUACAAGCGAGCCAAGGCCGACUCCAAAACCUAGAAAGCUUCACUGUUCAGGAAUUAGAGCUUGUCGAAAAUUCAAUAAUGGUUAACUUUUCAGAUAUAUGGGUCUUUGCUUCGAGCGAGGUAUUCGCCAUUUUGAGAGAGGACCUUGAUGAGGAAGUCUUGAAGGUAUGCAUCUAUCUGAACCCGCUUUAUGACCAUAUCCACUCAUCGUUCGAUCAAAAGGACAAAUCGAUCUGGGAAAAGCUUCGAAAAGAAAAUGCUCAAAUUGCCCAAAAUAAUAUCCCUCUGGUACCCUCAAACUCUCUCGAAGCUAAAGGAAUGCGUCUAGCUAUGACUAUGGCCAUCCUGUCGAGGGAACUUUGCAAAUACAUUUUCCAACCUAAUUACCUUUUACCGGAUGAUUCUGAAAUCCAGGGAGUCCUCAGUCACCUCGCCGAGAAUAAUACCGAGAAGGAAAGUUUCUGCCGACGCGUCCUUCUCUCGGUUGAUCGCAAUGCCGAAGAAAGAAAUCGCCAGGCAAGGAUUCAGACGGUGAUCCGCAAUGUGUCGUCAUACUUGUGGCCAUUGCUCUCAGAGACCCAACAUGAUUCGAUUCGCAUAAGUAUAGAGAAGAUUGUCCAAAAAGCGGCUGGAUUUUGGCUUCCAAUCCAACGUGCUCCGCAGAGAUAUGAGACAGAUUUUGAGCUAGUUGAUUUCGAGAUUGAGGACUGUGAGCCUUUCCACUUCCCCGGAGACAGUGCGCUCCCAGAUAGGCAGGAUCAGGGUGCUCGAGAUGUGAACGUUCUCACCGUGUUCCCUUGUAUCUCGCUGGUUAAAGAUGGCGAUCGUGAUCCCUUAACCCACCUUAUCCAAUUGAGGAGCUCACAGAAGCUUUUUAUGGCAGCAGAGCAUGAAGCUAGUCAAAUGAUAACUAGCUUUGUCGUCCCCAGGAGGUCAUCGACCCGGUCUAGACGGAAGUCUAUCGCUCAUAACUCUGAUCGACCAAACGGCGCCUCUUUUUUUAGGAGGAAAAUCGUCACAGCCGUGAUAUUCUGGUUGCGGAACUGA
Molecule: messenger RNA, 1650 nt
Organism: Penicillium samsonianum
Lineage: Eukaryota; Fungi; Ascomycota; Eurotiomycetes; Eurotiales; Aspergillaceae
Exons: 2
Coding region: 1-1650 (549 amino acids)
Source: RefSeq, a predicted model, not a curated record